GUCACAGGGAAUGGGCUUCACGUUGCGCUCUCCUCCACUCCUAAGCUGUCCUGUCCAGAUUCUAGAUUCCAGCAAUAAGCUCUAGGAACGGCUGCUAUUGCAGCCAUAUUCAGGGUUGAGAUAGGAGCUCAGGUUGCCGUUCAGACGCGGUGAUUCCGCGUAGUAUCCCACGCUUUUCUGGUCAAGGGUGCUGGGUUGCUGCUAAACCCAUCUGGCCACCAUGGCUUCAGUGAUCUUCACCAUCCCGAUUGCCGUCAACUUCCUCGCAUCGAGUCUCAUAGUGUCCACCAUUCAGAUCGCCCUCUCCAUUCUCGUGUUCCCGAUCAGCCCUCGCACGUACCGCGUCAUCAAUGCGUAUCUCAUGGGCUCCUUCUGGGGCAUGUUCAUCUGGCUCAUCGAGUGGUGGGGCCGCGUCGAGGUCCGGCUGUACGGCGAUCCCAAGGAGCACGCAUACUUUGGCACGGAGAGCGCCUUGUGUGUGAGCAACCACCGCAGCGACGUCGACUGGGCCAUUGGCUGGCUUCUCUCCCAGAGGUGCGGCUGCCUCGGGGGCACGAGAGCGCUUAUCAAGGAGCAGGCCAGGUGGAUGCCCGUGAUUGGCUGGUCCAUGUGGUUCUCGGAGUACCUCUUCCUUGCGCGCAACUACGCCACCGACCAGACGAGAAUACUCGACGGCUAUGCUCGGCUGCGCAGCUUCCCGCUGUACUUCUGGGUGGCGCUGUUUAUGGAGGGCACGCGGUUCACUCCCGAGAAGCUCAAGGCAGCGCAAGAAUACGCCAAGGAGGCCGGCCUGCCCAUCCCCCGCCACGUGCUCGUGCCCCGAACCAAGGGGCUUGUGAUGUCAGUGGAACAGACGAGGGGGCAUGCUGGAGCGAUCUAUGACUUCACUGUCAACUAUCCCGUGGGGAAGACGCCCCCAACGUUCGCCAACAUUCUCAAGAGAAAGGCCUCUCAGAUUGACCUGUACUUUGAGCGGGUGCCAAUAGACCAGAUUCCCAAGGAUGCAGAGGGCAUCAGCAAAUGGUGCCAAGAAUCGUUUGUGAAGAAGGACAAGAACCUGGACGAGUACGUUGCAAACAACUGCUUUGAUGAGAAGAAAAGACUCAACACGACCAAGUCUCCAAAAACCAUCUUGCACACAUGCUUCUGGACGGCUUUAAACUUUGUGGUAUAUGGUUGGCUCUUCACUCGCAAUGUAUCUGCAAUCACCUUUACAUGGGCGACUGUGGGAUGGAUUGCUGUCGGUGUGGUUGCCGUGCUCGUCGUCGUCCAAGUGCUUCUCAGGUUCACCCAAUCAGAGCACUCCACACCAGCAUCUCGCCUUAACCGUAAAUCAGCUUCCAAGGCAACCAAGGCUGAGUGAAGUAAAAUAUUAAGGCGGCCAGAAAUAGGGGUUAGUUUCAAAAUGGUCCUUUGCGACACAUGGUAGACGACUUACUUAUUAUUUGAGCUAGGUUUAUAGCACCAUUUAUUGUAGUGUAGUUUCUAAGUUCUUGCGGACUAGAGAGUUGUGGCAGACUAGCGCAAUAAUGUCGAUUAUGGUGU
Closterium sp. NIES-67 is the source of this 1545-nucleotide messenger RNA. The record is from the annotation of a GenBank genome assembly. NCBI's taxonomy places the organism in Eukaryota, Viridiplantae, Streptophyta, Zygnematophyceae, Desmidiales, Closteriaceae.